This is a messenger RNA of Linum trigynum, 1566 nucleotides long. Lineage: Eukaryota; Viridiplantae; Streptophyta; Magnoliopsida; Malpighiales; Linaceae. The record is from the annotation of a GenBank genome assembly.
AUCUCCUAAAAAAUUGUAAUCUCAUGAUGACCCCGCAAAUUCUUUUAAGCCAUCCAAAGAGAAGCGAAAAAAUACCCAAAAAUUCUAAAUAAUCAUUGGUCUUAUUUUGCCUUUGACGAGGAAAAAAGACUAUUUUUUUUGUUUUCAUUUUAUUAAUUUCAAGGAGUGGUAUCUGAGGUAGUAAACAUACUUAGCCAGCCAAUUACCCCUAAUAUCAUACAACCUCAAACAUACAUUACCCAUAACGCAAUAUAGUAUAAUUUUUUCACUUAGAUUAUUGUACAAAAGAGUUUGGAGGAUAAAAGAGAAAGGAAAAAAUACAACAGGAAGAAGAAAGAAAGAAGAUGUCGUUCACUGGAACUCUUGAUAAGUGCAAAGCCUGUGACAAAACUGUUUAUGUUGUUGAUCUCUUGUCCCUUGAAGGAGUGCCAUAUCACAAAUCCUGCUUCAAAUGCAGCCAUUGCAAAGGCACAUUGCAGAUGAGCAAUUACUCCUCUAUGGAUGGAGUGUUGUUCUGCAAGACUCAUUUUGAGCAACUUUUCAAGGAGUCUGGAAAUUUCAGCAAGAAUUUUCAAAGUGCUAGCAAAUCUGAGAAGCAGAGUGACCUGUUAAGGACGCCCAGCAAACUGUCUUCUAUGUUCUCUGGAACUUUGGACAAAUGCUCGGCCUGUACCAAAACUGUUUACCCACUUGAGAAGGUGACAAUGGAAGCUGAGUGUUACCACAAGACAUGUUUUAGGUGUGCCAUAGGAGGUUGCCACUUGACACACUCAUCAUAUGCUGCCCUUGAUGGUGUCCUCUAUUGCAAGCACCAUUUUGCUCAGCUGUUCCUAGAGAAGGGAAACUACAACCAUAUCCUUCAAGCUGCUUCUCACAAGAGAUCUGCCUCUACUCCCCCACCGGAGGCUGUUGAGGGCGAAGCGGAGGAGGCCACCACCGGAGAUGGAACAACUAAGCAAGAAGGAGAAGACAAUGAUGGCAAAUGAGGAACAAACCAUUAGAUUUUAUACUAUACCCGGCCACCCACCCACACAUAAAUAUAUUUAUAGUACCACAUUAAAAUACAAAAACGUAAUAUGGACAAAUCACUUAUAUACACUCAUAGUUCCUAAACUCUAUACUCAGAUCUUAUGAAGCGUGCUUUGAGGUUCCACUCUUUAUAUUACCGGUUGUUGGCUUCAUUCAUCAUCACCUUGACCAACAAUCCACUCACCCAUCACAUUCUUUUGCUAUUUUUCUACUUUUUAAUUUUUUCAUUGUUAAUUUUUUUAUGGUUUGGGUUGCUUUCCCAAUUUCCACAAUUCAAAUGUCCUUCACAAUUUUGUGCAAUGUACCAAAAUCUUAUGUUGCCUAUGCUCAUAUAUUUUCCUUUUUCGGUUAUGGAAAAGGUUGUCAAGCAUAUGUGCUGGAUGUGAAUACUAUUUUUACUUGUGUUGGUUUGGCAAUGAUUGCUAGUAUAUUAGCAAAAGGGAACAAUAUGGUUUCUUAUUUCACUUGUUUCACAAACUAGAUUCAAGAUCGAAUUCUACAUAAAAAUUCCAUUUAUAACAAAUUUAUUAUGGAAGU